AUGGCGUCUUCUCGUGUUGUUGAAUUUCCUCGCGACGAAUUGCAAUAUAUAAUGCAUUCGGUAUCCUCUCCCAUUUGCACAAUUGAUUUGGAAAAUAGAAAAGUAGAACGUGCCAUCUUGACAAUAUUCGUCAAAGUUCCACCUAAGUUCUAUGUUGCCAUCUGGUCCGAGAAACGGGCAAUAGUCGGCAUGAUCCCGGGCACAUCUUCCAGCAUGCAAUACGAUACGUUCGACCUGGACAAAUUUCUUGAGGAGGCAAACAGAUAUCUUGAUUCUGGCCAAGAGCAUACUAUGAUCAUUGUUCGUACAAGCAAAACUUCGGAGGUGAAUGCCAUUCACUGGGAUACUUUCUUUCAUCACAUAGCGACGCAACGGAAGGAAGACAAAAUUGAGAUCAUACUGCAUGACCCAGAAAUAGUUAAUAACCCCCGAAAAAACACUUUGGAUGAACCGGACAGCGAUGAUUUUAUCGCAUUGUUGUUCUGGGGCGUCACAUUGAAGAUAAGCCUAGGGAAGGUAAUCAAUGAUACCAAACUUAUGGAUGAUUCUGUUAAAACUCUAACCUACGGAAAAAGAGACACCGAUAUCAUUUUACCAUCAGAGGAAGAUGAUAAAAAAGGUAUGCGUGGAAUUUCCCGUGGGGAGUAUAUCCCAGUUUCACUCAAAGACGAAGCUGCACCGAUGGAAACAUCUCAUUGCUGCAUGGAUGGAUAUCUGAUAAGGGAAAUGACCACACUUGAUGAUGUGGUUUUUUUCAUAGCAGGAGAAAAUUCCUGUGUCUUCCGAAUUCCAAUCGAAUGGACAAUCGAUGAGAUAAUAAAGACACUCCGGAAGCUCACGAGAUUCUGCUUCUCCUCUACGAGUCCUACCGACAAGAAUGCCGGGGUUUUGUGUUGCCACCCCAAACAUCUAAGUGAGGAAGGCGCAAAACGAGGUGCGGAUCGCGCCAAAGCCAUAAAAGACACGACAAAACUAUGUGUUCAUGAGGACAGGUGGGACAAAUCUGAAUACCUCAUAAAGGGCAUCUCGUGUAUUGUACUCACUCCAGAUCCAAGUUACCCUACAUUUACUGUAGAGCAGUUUAAUUAG
This is a messenger RNA of Talaromyces rugulosus, 1089 nucleotides long. RefSeq lists its product as uncharacterized. Lineage: Eukaryota; Fungi; Ascomycota; Eurotiomycetes; Eurotiales; Trichocomaceae. The transcript has a single exon. Bases 1 to 1089 code for a protein of 362 amino acids. The record is from RefSeq and is a predicted model, not a curated record.